This is a messenger RNA of Prunus dulcis (almond), 2272 nucleotides long. RefSeq names its product putative F-box protein At5g55150. The coding region runs from base 185 to 1177 and encodes 330 amino acids. The record is from RefSeq and is a predicted model, not a curated record. Lineage: Eukaryota; Viridiplantae; Streptophyta; Magnoliopsida; Rosales; Rosaceae. The transcript has 2 exons.
CUUGAGGAUGAGUAGCAGUCAAGUAUUAGAAUGGGCAAGUCUUCCUCUGCCCGUUCUCUUUUUGGUUUUGGAUAGGUUGGUAGAACCCAUUGACCAUAUUCGAUUUGCUGCUGUUUGCAAAGAAUAGUGUGUUCUUGCAAAAGAAUACAAUCACAAAACGCAGCGUUGGCGUAAGCUACUCCCCAUGCUCCUGGUUCCAACAGAAUGUGAAGGAAAGCGAAAACUGUACAGCUUCCCUGCAGGAAAAAUCUACGACAUUGAAUUGCCAGUGCCUUGUAAUAGUAAGAGGUAUUGUGAUUCUAGCUAUGGCCAUGGUUGGUUGGCGACAAUGGAUGUGUUAGAUAGAGGUGGAUUGACUAUAACUCUGGUGAACCCUUUCAGAAAAGCAGAGGCGCCCAUUCGUCUCCCUCGCUUGGAUUUCAAAGUCCUACGUAAGUACUGCGAGGUUUGCCUCCCGAAGAUUAUCUUAUCUGAGGAUCCCACAUUGAAUCCAGACAGUUAUGUGGUUGUAGCAAUUUACAAACAUGUUUCUGAGUUGGCUUUCACUAAAGGAGGACAAAAGUUUUGGAUUUACAGCAAGCGUUUAAGAGGGUGCUUGCUUACUGAUGCUAUAUUUCAUAAAAGCCAAGUCUUUGCAGUUGGAAAGUGGGGAAACAUUCUUUCCUUUGAUAUCAAUAGCAAGCCAAUAGAAGCAAAGAUUCUUAACCCACAAGAAUGUCCGUUCUCACGUUAUGCUGAUAAAGCUUAUCUUGUGGAAUCAACCAAUGGAGACUUGUUGCAUGUUCGAAAAUUUUUGAAAGAUGUUGACGGAGAUGCCUACCAUGAAGAGUUUUGGACUGAGAGAUUCAUGGUUUACAAGUUGGUGUUCAAUGAGAGGGAUGGAUCCGUUGUGCAGCAUGUUGAAAUAAAAAGUAUUGGGGAUGAGGUUAUGUUCCUGGGUGACGAUUAUUGUAUCUCUGUUUUGGCUUCAAACUUUCCUGGGUGCCAACCCAAUUCCAUAUAUUACAUGGAUGAUUGUACAAAAUUGGGAGGAGCACGUGUACCUGAUACUGAUAGCGAUAGCAGACCGAGUGUUAUAGGCAUUUUCAAUUUAGAGGAUGAAACCAUCACACGACAUUACUCUCUAAACAUUUCACCCGCACUUUGGAUUGUACCCCUGUUUAAUGGACUCUGCUAACUUCUUCAAGUUCAGCUAAUUACAAUUGCACUUGUUCUCCAAAGGCCACCAAGACAACUCUUUGUUUCUGCUGCCUGAGAGUGUUGGUUUACUGGGAAGGGGCAGAUGUAAUGGCUCCAGAUGUUGUUCGCUGUUCUUCCUCCCUCCUAUUUUGACAAUCAUCUUUUGUUUGAAUCUUGUGCUGUGCUGGUGGAAUAUAUGUUGUGGUCAAAAUUAAUUGAGGUCCAGUUUGGUGAAGCUUGAAGAGGGAGAGAGAGAAAUAUAUUUUGAAUUAGAUCGAAGAUGCUGGAAAAGGAUUGGUAUUUGUAUGUGCGAACAAGUGAUUGUUGUGCUGCCUAAAUACUAGUAAAUUUAUGUGUGAUCAGUUGAACAAGUAUGAUACUGCGGCUGCUGCAAGUUUUUCAAACUCAAAUCUCUCCUGGAUUGGAUAGAUUAGUUCUGUGUUUGUGUUUGGUAACUGCCUCGUCAACCUCAUGCCAAGAUGGUAUUUCCUCACUUUUCGGUAUUAGAAAAGACCAAAGCUUGCAAUUUAGGUUCUGGGUUUCAAGUAUGUGAUACUACAGAGACUCUGGAUGAUUGUCAAAGAAAGGGUUGAUUCUACUUUGGUGGACAACCACAUGGAAGGCUAUAUGACACUUGAAGCGGGUUCUGCUGGUUUUCAAGAUUCAAUGCAAGCAGCGACGUCAGUUCCUGAAUCUGAAUGCAAGAAAGGUUUGCUUGCUUCUCCAUCUACGUUUGUUACCAUUAUUGGUAGGGUCCGAGUCGAUUUUUUCCGUUGAGAAGACUAAAAGGUUUCAGUCUUUCAAGAGUCUUGAUCAGAAAGGCUUUGAAAAUUUGGGUUUUGUGGCUCUUGCUUCAUGUGUCGCAGAAGAGUCCAGAGGAAAACAUUGGAGACACAUUUGGCUUUAUCGGCUGUUGUGGGAGGCAGAAUAGGAGUCUCAGGGGAGGUGGUGGGAGAGAAUAGGAAGUACCAAUUUUUAAUGAGAAACCAAAUACGAGUGGAGAUAGAGAGAAGUACUGGAAUAGUGAUAUAGAAAUAAACAUUUUACUAGUUGACUAAACAAAUUAUACCAAUCUCAAAAGUAUAUUUAUUUG